UCAAACAUGUGCUUAAGGCUUAACUAUUUUAUAAUAAGUAAUAACUAAUAACUGCUUAAUGGGCAUUAUAUUUUUUUGUUAAUACUUGUAGUUACUUUCUUCUGUGUAAUUAGUACUUACUAGCUAGUGGUUUGUUACCUUGAAUAUAAACGUCUAAAUGAAACAAUAUAAUUAGUAUAAAAAUGGAAGAAGAAGUAACCCAGCCGGAUUUCAGUGCGCAAACUAGAAAAUUGCUUAAAGAUAUCAAGUCUGGGAUCCUAGAAGCCAAAGAAUCGACAAAUAAGAUUAUAAAAAAAGAGUUUGAUGCAUCUAAAGGCAUAAGUUUAUUAGAUAUAAAGUGUCAUACAUUGUUGAGUUAUAUAAAUAAUUUGACUUAUAUUAUAUUAAAAAAAUGCAAAUUUCAAUCCAUUAAAAAUGACCCUACAAUUGAACGUCUUGUUGAACAACGAACUGUUCUAGAACGCAUUAGGCCUCUUGAAUUUAAAAUGAAAUAUCAAAUCGAUAAGCUUGUUAAAACCGCAUUAUCUGGUUCCGUUGAUCCUAAUGAUCCAGAUCGGUUUCGUGCAACUAUUGAUGGACUAGCAGAUGCAGAAGAUCAUAUAGAAGAUGAAGAGUCUGAUAAUGAUGAAGCUAGUAAUCACAAAUCAAAAAAAAUUAAAGAUGGAGUUUAUGUGGCACCUAAGGUUACAGCUGUACCUUAUGACGGCGAUGAGUCACGAGCAGUUAAAAAACAAAAAUUAUUAGAAAGAGCAAAAAAGAGAGCUCUACAAAGUUCAGUUAUGCAAGAAUUACGAGAAGAAUAUGCAGAUACACCAGUUGAAGUACAAAUUAAUACAGUUGGAUUAAAAAACAAACAGUCUAAGUAUGAUUAUGAAAGACAGAAGUAUGAAGAAGACUAUUUUACAAGGUUGCCAGUUACCAAAAAAGAUAAACAUAGGGCUAAGCAAUUAUCAUCAAUUACCCUUGGAAAAUUAGGGAAAGAAGUAACACACUUUGAAGACAUUUCAGCUCUUGGAGGAAGUUUCAGUGAAAAAAGUGGUAAUAAAAGAAAGAAGAAGUUCAAAGGAAAAAAUUCAAAAAAGAAAAGAAAAUUUUAAGUUAUAAUUUUAUUUAUUAUAAUUAUUAACUUUACUAUUUUUUACUACAUUUGUAUUGAAUUAAUAUUAAAAAUUUAAAAGUACUGA
This is a messenger RNA of Aphis gossypii (cotton aphid), 1184 nucleotides long. RefSeq names its product neuroguidin. The transcript has 3 exons. The record is from RefSeq and is a predicted model, not a curated record. NCBI's taxonomy places the organism in Eukaryota, Metazoa, Arthropoda, Insecta, Hemiptera, Aphididae. Gene Ontology annotation, cellular component: nucleolus; small-subunit processome. The coding region runs from base 183 to 1097 and encodes 304 amino acids. Gene Ontology annotation, biological process: maturation of SSU-rRNA from tricistronic rRNA transcript (SSU-rRNA, 5.8S rRNA, LSU-rRNA).